Molecule: messenger RNA, 2907 nt
Organism: Anastrepha ludens (Mexican fruit fly)
Lineage: Eukaryota; Metazoa; Arthropoda; Insecta; Diptera; Tephritidae
Exons: 1
Coding region: 1-2907 (968 amino acids)
Source: RefSeq, a predicted model, not a curated record
AUGGAAGACUCCGAACAUAUUAGCGUACUUAUGGAAGGCAGUGAAAUACCACCGGCGGCGACCAUUGGUGAGGCUGACAAGCCUAGCAAUGACACAGCAACUGGAAUUGGAUCGACAUUCACAGCUGGUAGUGCACCGUAUUGUCACGCAUCAACGCCCACUACUCACCCUUCCACAUUUACAGUACCGAUAACAUCAGUUCAUGGAACUCAACCGCACUACAUGGUAUAUAGCACCAGUGCACCGCUGUUUCAAACCGCGGCAGUCAAUGCAUUUACAAGCACGUGUGGGCCCGGCAUUGCUAAUGGUGCCAUACCUAACCUCACUUCGGCUGUCAUGCCUUGUAGCGCGCUAACCUAUCCAACGUUCGGCAAUACAUUUCGGCCAUUUUGUUCACAUACGAAUAUGCAUAGCCACGUGGCACCACCACCGAAUACUUCUGUUUUCAUGCAGCCGAACAUUAUGCCAUCGUGUAACCAAACGCGCGACCCCUCUUAUAAUGUUUUCAGCCAAUAUAGCACAUCCGACGUCAAUUUAACACCAACGCAGAUUUCCAGCAGGCAAGUGAUAACCAAGGAUUUACCGACCUUUUCCGGCAGCCCUGAGGACUGGCCCCUAUUCAUCACGAAUUACGAGCAGUCUACUGAGCGAUGUGGCUUCACUGAUCAAGAAAAUCUGAUCAGACUACAAAAGUGUUUAAAGGGUCCAGCUCUCGAAGCGCUGCGUGGUAGGUUAAUGAUGCCAGCAACAGUAGGUCUGGCAAUCAACACAUUGAAAAUGCUUUAUGGCAGGCCUGACAUUAUUCAUCAAACAAUGCAGAUGAAAUUGAGACAAGAGCCAGCAGUUAGGGCCGAUAAAUUGGAAACGCUCAUAGCAUUUUCACUUGCAGUGCAAAACUAUCGCGCUACAAUCCAGGCGGUAGGCCUGGCCGAUUAUUUAAACGAUCCUGUGUUGCUUAAUGACUUGGUAGCCAAAUUGCCAAGCGAUCAAAGGCUCAAUUGGGGCGGCUAUCGUAUGUCGCUCAGUCGCGUCGACAUUGCUGUGUUUGACGAUUGGCUUUUUGGGCUUUCUACAUGCGCGAGUCAAGUAACAAGAUGUGAGCCACCCACAACCACAGCUGCCUUUGAAAAUAUUGAAGUAAAGAAAGGCCGCAAUUCCCACAAGGCAAGAAUUUUAGUUCAUGAAGUUAUGGCAAAAAAUGUAGAGGUAAACGCGAAGGUGACUAUGUGCCCAAAGUCUGGUGCCAAUCAUAAGCUGUCAGACUGUGGAGAAUUUACUGCGCUCUCGCGAAGUGAUCGAUGGCUGUUUGUACGAGAGAAAAAACUUUGCUUACGCUGUUUCAAUUCUCACUAUGUUCGCCGAUGCAAUCUGAAGAAUAGGUGUGGGGUUGACGGCUGCCAGAUGGCACACAACGCUCUUCUGCAUACACCUGUUCCCGUUAAGAGCAACGUCGGUCAUGAGCAAACAGCGCUAUACCACGAACGUCAUUCAGGCUCACCAAAGGAGAAGCAGAACUCGCUAUUCAGGUACGUCGCCGUUACUGUUCGUAACGCAUCCAAAACUGUUGACACAUAUGCACUCAUCGACGAAGGCGCGUCUUGUACUUUAAUUGAAAACGAGCUUGCAGAUUACCUUGAAUUGGACGGGCCGUCCGAGGCGUUGUGUCUGCGAUGGACUAACGAAAUUACUCAAAGCGAAAAUAACUCCAAGUUUGUAAGUUUUGAGAUCGCAUCGACACAGUUGGGCUCUCCAAACUACUUGUUAAGAGGCGUACGCACUAUUGCUCGUUUAGGCCUGCCUGUUCAAACAUUGGACCACGAUACCAUGGAGAAGCAUGCCCAUCUCAAAGGUCUACCUAUACUACCAUAUAACGGUGCUAGGGCCCGGAUUCUUAUCGAAAUCGACAACGCGAAAGUCUGUGUGCCAAUUGAAGUUAAGGAGAGUAGCACCUCCAACCUGAUUGCUGCUAGAUGCCGGCUGGGAUGGACCGUUUAUGGUCGAGACACAUCUGAACACGCAGUGAUGCCCCGCGUGCUCCACAUCUGCAGCUGUGAUCCUACGGGCAGGGACCGAAUGGACGAACAGAUGAAGGCGUAUUUUGCUAUCGACGCUAUCGGUGUCUAUGCGCCAGCUAAACCGCUUCGGUCAAAGGAUGAUGAACGUGCUUUACAAUUGAUGGAAAAAUUCACCAAGUUUUUGCCAACAGAGAAGAGGUGGGAAACAAGAUUGCUAUGGAAACAAGACGUCGUCGAUUUACCCGAUUCACUUCCUAUGGCGCGCCGUCGACUAAUGUGCUUGGAAGCCAAGAUGAAGCGGGAUCCUGAACUCCACCGUUUUAUCGUCGACAAAAUUGACGAUUACAAGAAAAAGGGUUACAUACGCAAAUUGGAGUCACUUGAAACAUCGAUAGGUGGCAGAUCGUGGUACCUUCCCAUAUUCACGGUGCUCAACGUUAAAAAAAACAAAACCAGAUUGGUAUGGGACGCUGCAGCCAAAGCUGGAAAUACUGCACUUAACAACAUGCUGUUAAAAGGACCUGAUCAGCUAAACUCGAUGAUGGGUAUUCUUCUUCGAUUCCGCGAAAGGCCCUUUGCAAUAUGCGGAGAUUUACGCGAGAUGUUUCACCAAAUUAAGGUAGCCAAAGAGGACCAAGUGGCGCAGAAGUUUUUAUGGCGCGACGGUGAGUCUAAUCGGCAGCCAGAUGUAUAUGCCAUGUGUGUGUUGACUUUCGGCGCUUCGUGUUCUCCUUCGCUAGCGAACUACGUAAAAAACCAAAAUGCACAACGUUUUUCCGAAAAUUAUCCCGAAGCUGUACAAGCCAUUAUAAAUAACACUUUCGUCGAUGAUUGGCUUCAGAGUGCAGACAAUGAGGAAGAGUUAUCGCGUUUGGCUACUGUUGUUCGCUGA